Messenger RNA from Leptosomus discolor (cuckoo roller), 1062 nucleotides. Its product is annotated as putative serine/threonine-protein kinase SBK3. Gene Ontology annotation, biological process: protein phosphorylation. Gene Ontology annotation, molecular function: protein serine/threonine kinase activity; ATP binding. Lineage: Eukaryota; Metazoa; Chordata; Aves; Leptosomiformes; Leptosomidae. The record is from RefSeq and is a predicted model, not a curated record.
AUGGAGGAGUCAGAUGAGGACGGGGAGGACAACGAGGAGUUCCUGGAGCGGCUGAUGGUGCAGACGGGCCGGGAGAUGCCACAGCGGGAGCUGGAGGAGCACUACGCCGUGCUGGAGGAGCUGGGCAGCGGGACCUACGGCCGCGUGGUGCUGACAGAGCCCCGGGAUGGUGGCUCACCAGUGGUCCUCAAGCUGAUGCUGAAGGAGCAGACGGAGCGGCGGGCGUUCCUGCGGGAGUAUUGCAUCCCCCUGUGCCUCCCCAGCCACACCGCCUGCCUGCGCGCCCUGCCCAUCGCCUUCGAGAGCGCCACACACUUCGCCUUCGGGCAGGAGCUCGCUCCCGCUGGGGACCUGUGUGCCCUCCUCAACCCAGGGGAGGGCCUGGCGGAGGAGCUGGUGAAGCGCUGCGUGUCCCAGCUGGCCGAGGCGCUGGAUUUCAUGCACAGCCGUGCCCUGGUGCACCGGGACGUCAAGCUGGACAACGUGUUGCUCUUCGACCGUGAGUGUCGGCGGGUGAAGCUGGGCGACUUCGGGCUCACCCGUGUGCAGGGCUCAGCCGUGGGUGCCAUGUCCGGCACCCUGCCCUACUCCCCGCCAGAGCUCUGUGUGCUCCAGGGCUCCGACACGCUGGAGCUGGACUCCAGCCUGGAUGUCUGGGCCUUCGCUGUCCUGAUCUUCUGCCUCUGCACUGGCUGCUUCCCCGGGGCCGUGGCUGCCAGCUCCGACCCCCAGUUCGAGGACUUCAGCGCCUGGCAGGGCGGUACGGCAGGGCAGGGGGUGCCAGCGUCCUGGCAAGGCUUCGGCUCCGGGGCGCUGGAGAUGCUCCGGCGCUUGCUGACACUGGACCCCGACCGCCGGAGUCCGGCCAUCGAGGUGCAGAAAUACCUGUCCCUGCCCUGGCUCAUGGCUCCCAGUGCCGGGGAGCCAACACUGAGCAGCUCCCAGUCCCCCCUUGCUAGUGGCAUGAGGGAGAGCCCGGGGGGCACUGGGAUACGGGAUGCUGCUGGUGGGGGUGACGGGGUUCCCAUGCCCCCUGCUAACGCCCUUGCCCCAUGCUGGUAG